AUGGCUGAACAACCGGUUCUAGACACUUAUGAUAUUGUCAUUAUUGGUGCUGGGCCAGUGGGACUUUUGCUCUCGACCUGCCUCGCAAGAUGGGGAUACAAAAUCAAGCACAUCGACAACAGACCCGAACCAACGAAGACCGGGCGAGCGGAUGGCAUCCAACCUCGAUCGCUUGACCUCCUGCGGAACAUGGGACUGAAGCCAGCCAUCAUGGCCCAUGAACCUGCUAAAGUCUAUGAGGUGGCAUUCUGGGAUCCUAGUGCGAAGGCAAAGGGUAUAACCAGAACCGGAACAUGGGCAAGUUGCCCGAGUUUCAUUGAUGCUAGAUACCCAUUCACGACCCUUUUGCAUCAAGGACUCAUUGAGCGCGUUUUUAUCUCGGAUCUGGAGAAGAAUGGAGUGAACAUUCAGAGACCCUGGACCAUUAAAGGCUUCAGGUCAGACGAGAAGAAAGACCCCGAAUACCCCGUGGAGGUGGAUUUAGAGCAUGUUGAUGGCGGUGCAAAGGAAACUGUGCGAGCGAAAUACUUGUUCAGCGGGGAGGGAUCACGGUCUUUCGUAAGAGAACAGCUGAAGAUUGGCAUCAAACACAAGGAUCCAAUUGCGCAUGUCUGGGGAGUCAUGGACGGUGUUGUUAAGACAGACUUUCCGGAUAUCAAGAUGAAAUGCACAAUUCAUUCAGAGUACGGUUCGAUUAUGGUUAUUCCCCGAGAGAACAACCUCGUCCGUUUAUAUAUCCAGAUUGCGUCCUCAACAGACCCUGAUUGGAACCCCCGGAAAACCGCAACAGAAGAAGAGGUGCAAAACUCAGCGAAGCGAAUCUUGCAGCCUUACAGCAUCGAAUGGGAGCGAGUUGAAUGGUACUCCGUGUACCCAAUUGGACAAGGUAUCGCGGACAAAUAUACCCUUGACCAUCGUGUGUUCAUGGGUGGCGAUGCCUGCCACACACAUAGUCCCAAGGCCGGCCAGGGCAUGAACACAGCCUUCCUCGACGCGCUCAAUUUGGCUUGGAAAAUUCACCAUGUUGAGGCUGGAUUUGCUGACAGGUCUCUCCUCCACUCAUAUGAAACCGAACGGAAGCUUAUUGCUGAAAACCUCCUGAACUUCGACGCCAAAUAUGCAGCUUUGUUUUCUCAAAAGGCGCCAGCAGCGAAAGAUAUCGCAGCAGCAACAGAAACAGAACGAGGAGCUGAGAAGAAACCAGCCGGGGAGGAAGAAAACCAAUUCAUCAAGACCUUCAAAGAAUCGUGCGAAUUUACCAGCGGUUACGGAGUAGCCUAUAACCCAAAUUCGCUCAACUGGUCGCCUUCGCACCCUGCGCAAUCAAGCAUAAUCAACCCCAAGGGCAACAAGAACCGCACCGGGCGCAUUCUCAUCAAUUCCAAUGUUACCCGCGUUGUAGAUGCUAAUGUGGUACAUCUCGAACAAGAAAUUCCACUCAACGGCUCCUUCAGAAUCUACGUUUAUGCAGGCAAGCCUUCUGUAACGAGCCAAGCCCUUCAAGAUUUCGCCCAUAACCUCAACAAGGAAUCCUCCUUCUUCACUUCCUACCUGCGUCCGGAUAUCAAUUCUGUUUCGCAUCACGAGAAGCACAAUCCCCACAGCUAUUUCUUCACAUUUUGCACAAUUUUUGCGAGCAAGAGGAGCGAUAUUGAGAUUUCGAGAGAUGUCCCACAGGUGUUGGCCAGAUAUCGGGAUCAUAUUUAUGCCGAUGAUAUCUGGGAUCACAGAGUCCCGGAUGCAACUGCGGCAUCGCAUGCUAAGAUGGGGCUGGAUCAGGAGAGGGGCGGUGUCAUUGUUGUUCGACCAGACGGCUAUGUAGGUAUUGUCGUUAGCCUGGUUGAAGGCAGUGCGACUGUUGCUGCUUUGAACAGUUAUUUUGGGGCCUUUUCCUCUAAGAGCUUUGGGGAGCCUAGAGCUCAGCUAUGA
Messenger RNA from Amorphotheca resinae ATCC 22711, 1929 nucleotides. RefSeq lists its product as hypothetical. Bases 1 to 1929 code for a protein of 642 amino acids. The record is from RefSeq and is a predicted model, not a curated record. Gene Ontology annotation, molecular function: FAD binding. NCBI's taxonomy places the organism in Eukaryota, Fungi, Ascomycota, Leotiomycetes, Helotiales, Amorphothecaceae. The transcript is spliced from 3 exons.